AAGUUCGUCGUCCUGAAAAAGCCUUGGCAACCGUCUCAUUUAGUGAUCAAAAUUGACGCCGAGAAAUCAGCUUGUCAACGUGUUAGCUCAAAUAAGAAACGGAAGCCCUUAAACAGCCGCACACAUGUCCGAGAAACAAACGAGAAAUGUGAGAAUGCAUCAAGCAAAUGCUCUUAUUCUCCCAAUUAUCGAAUAUCUCAAGGAUGGCGAAUUGCAAGCUGUCAUUUUGGCAGGACUUUGUGGAAUUGGUGCAUGGGUUGUAAUUUCAACGAUAUUAAAAGUAAUUUUUUGGAUGCUUUGGCCACUUUUGCUAAUCUGCGGAAUUCUGAGUUUAAUGCCUUCCUGGCGAGCGACCAUCGCCAAUGAUUACGUACCCGCCCACAUAGAAGCCUUAAAAGUCCUGGGGCGCAGAAUAACAGGAAAUAUUUCCUAUAUCAUCGACAAAUAAUAUAUAAUGUAAAUACUGAAGGGCUGUGUUCCCAGAAAUAAAAAACAUA
Messenger RNA from Agrilus planipennis (emerald ash borer), 497 nucleotides. RefSeq lists its product as uncharacterized. NCBI's taxonomy places the organism in Eukaryota, Metazoa, Arthropoda, Insecta, Coleoptera, Buprestidae. The transcript is spliced from 2 exons. The coding region runs from base 125 to 448 and encodes 107 amino acids. The record is from RefSeq and is a predicted model, not a curated record.